GACAUGACUCUCGUUGCAAGGGAAGUCGAGGAGGUCGAGAUGGGUUCAGAUCAUGGCAAUGCGGCCACCCAGCCACCCGUGGAAAAGAUCACCCCGAUGGAGAUCGAAGACGCUGCAGUUGUGACGGAGGAUACCGUCCAGAAAUACUCUAAUGAUGACGACGAGGCCAUGAAGGCAUUUGCCAGAUACCAAGGCCCCCCGUUGGUUUUGGAUGAAGCAACCAACAAGCGAUUGCUUCGAACGAUUGACUGGCAUCUCAUGCCCGUUCUAUGUCUUGUAUUCGGGCUCAAUUACCUGGACAAAACCACCCUUUCGUAUGCCAGCGUCAUGGGAAUCAAGGAGGACAUCCAUCUGGUUAAAGAUAAUUACCAAUGGCUAGGAUCAAUUUUUUACUUGGGCUUUUUAAUUUGGGAGUAUCCUACGAAUCGCCUUCUCCAGGUUCUGCCACUUGCCAAGUACUCUGCGUUUUGUGUUACUGCAUGGGGAGGAGUUCUCGCGCUCUCUGCUACCCUGACCAACUUCUCGGGAGGCAUGGCUAUCAGGUUUUUCCUGGGGAUGUUUGAAGCUGCCAGCAUGCCCGGGUUUGCUCUCUUGUCAUCACAAUGGUAUACAGUCAAGGAACACAACUCCCGUACCGGUAUUUGGAUCAGUUCCAAUGGAUGGGGACAGAUUGUAGGCGGGCUGGUUGCGUAUGGCAUCUCGAGAAGUGUCAGUGAGCAGGGAGCUGCUCUCGCAGGAUGGAAGAUCAUCUUCAUUGCAAUUGGCUGUUUUACGACCCUAGUCGGGCUUCUAUUCUUUUACGUCAUCCCAGACAAUCAACUAAAUUGCCGAUGGCUAAACGAAAGGGACCGCCUAUUGGCACUCGAAAGAGUCCGUGAGAACGAGCAGGGCAUUGGUAAUACGAAAUUUAAAUGGUACCAAUUUCGCGAGGCCCUGCUAGAUCCUCUGAACUGGGCUCUGUUCGCGUACGGCGUGCUUUCGGAUAUUCCCAAUGGUGGAAUAACCAACUUUUUCAGUCAGUUGAUCGAAAACUUUGGGUACAGUGCACAAGAGAGUCUGCUCUAUGGCACACCCGGCGGUGCUGUGGUGAUUGUUGCCUGUGUAUCGAAUGGGUUGGCUGGCGACUACUUCCAACAGCGGACGCUUGUGGCGUGCCUGCCCAUGCUGUGUGCAAGUAUCGGAAUGCUUCUGAUUAUUGCCUUGCCAAUUUCGAACGAUACUGGCCGUUUGGUUGGGUAUUACAUGACACAGGCGCUUCCAGCGACAGGUGCCACAGUUUUGUCUCUUAUCUCGAGCAAUAUUGCAGGAUACACGAAGAAGACCACAGUCGCAGCUCUCUAUCUGAUUGGGUAUUGCACCGGUAAUAUCAUCGGACCGCAGACAUUCCGGCCUUCAGAUGCGCCUCGCUACGUCUCCGCCGAGGUCACGAUUCUCGUGUGCUUUGGUCUGUGUAUUGUCGAUCUUUUGUUUAUCAACUGGUGGUGUCGACGCGAGAACAGGCGCAAGGCAGUUAUUAGGGCUAGACCUGAUUAUGUGCGUCUGGAAAACCAAGGCUGGCGUGAUUUGACGGAUCGAGAAAACCCCGAGUUUGUCUAUUCUCUGUAA
Messenger RNA from Talaromyces rugulosus, 1605 nucleotides. RefSeq lists its product as uncharacterized. The transcript is spliced from 5 exons. Gene Ontology annotation, cellular component: plasma membrane. Gene Ontology annotation, molecular function: allantoate transmembrane transporter activity; dipeptide transmembrane transporter activity. Gene Ontology annotation, biological process: dipeptide transport; transmembrane transport; tripeptide transport. NCBI's taxonomy places the organism in Eukaryota, Fungi, Ascomycota, Eurotiomycetes, Eurotiales, Trichocomaceae. The annotation marks the transcript as partial. The record is from RefSeq and is a predicted model, not a curated record.